Messenger RNA from Cryphonectria parasitica EP155, 306 nucleotides. RefSeq lists its product as uncharacterized. The record is from RefSeq and is a predicted model, not a curated record. The annotation marks the transcript as partial. NCBI's taxonomy places the organism in Eukaryota, Fungi, Ascomycota, Sordariomycetes, Diaporthales, Cryphonectriaceae. The transcript is spliced from 3 exons. Gene Ontology annotation, molecular function: carbon-sulfur lyase activity.
GGCAGCUGUGUCUGCGGACAGACAAUAUACGAGUACACGGGCGAAUACUCCUCGCCCCCUGGAGUCGUCGCAUGCCAUUGCAACGCCUGCCGCAAGACAAGCGGCUCCAACCGCUCCCUCAACCUCGUCGUCCCCGUGGGCUCCGUGACUGUGAACCCAGGAUCGCCGGAGAAGCUCGUGACGAGGAAAGGUGAUAGUGGGAAGGAUGUCGUGUACCAUUCUUGUGGCAACUGCGGUAGCAUCAUGUACGCCGACCCCGCACUCUUUCCAGACGACCUGUGGCUCAAGAUUGGACUCUUGGACGAC